This is a messenger RNA of Helobdella robusta, 333 nucleotides long. RefSeq lists its product as hypothetical. Bases 1 to 333 code for a protein of 110 amino acids. The record is from RefSeq and is a predicted model, not a curated record. Lineage: Eukaryota; Metazoa; Annelida; Clitellata; Rhynchobdellida; Glossiphoniidae. The transcript has a single exon.
AUGUGUCACGAAAUGUGUCAUGUGUCUGGUGACGAAGAAUAUUUUCUUGACGAAAUGCCUAAAGCAGCCACUUUCGCCACAAAGGCUGCUUAUUCUUCUCACACGACGUGCAAAUGUACUUAUUUGUAUGCUGAGUAUAUGAUAGCCAUUGAGAUGUUUGACUCAGCGAGCAUUCGAACCACUGAGCCUCCUCGCCGGCCAACAUGCGACAACUUACGUCGUCUACCCAUUUACCAGCCUCGAAAGGAUGGACGGCUUGGUUGGCCGGGGGUCGGCUACCCGGAUAAGCCUGUAGAAACUGCAAGAUUCGAACCCGGGUUGUGGGAGUGGUAG